UAUAUUAGUGUUAUGAAGAUUGGACUAACCAGCAAACAACCGGUUUGACAGACUGGUUUUAAAGAUAAAAAAUAAAUAAAUAAAACUAAAAAAAACAGUUUUCGUUUUAUUAAUCAGUCUAACCAGUUAAAAUUAAUGGAUGGGCUAAAAUCAGUUAAAUGUACAAAUCUUACCGGGUCAGCUAAGGCACCGAUUAGUGGUGACCAUGAUGUUCAUAACUACCCCGUGUAUUACUUGGGCCUCCUACCCGGGACGAGUCUGAAAAAAAUUGGAAGUAACAGUUGGUAACUGCAACGUCGUUGAAGUUGGAAAAUAGAGCAGUUGCAAAGUCCCCAAUUUUCUCUUUAACGUAGCAACCGCCAAAACAUAUCCAACGGACCUAACAACAAAAAAGGGUUCAGGAAGGUGGAAACGUUAGGGCACUGCACAUUCUCCCCUCUCUUUCCUCCUAACUACCUUUUUCUCUUUCCAAAACUGCGAAAAAAACACAGAAAAAAAAUAAUAUAUUCAAUCGAUUCUCUGUUAAUAGUAUAUGCAGAGAGUAGGAUUUUUAUCUCGAGAGAGAUGUGAAGUUCAGAACUUUAAGACAUUCUCUCUAGGUGGGGCUACUCGCUUCUUUCUCUGCAAACGCCAUGUCUGAGAGAGAAAGAACAUAGAGGAUUACGCACAGAGAGCGAAAACUUGGAGAGAGAAUGUUUACAGAAACGAUUAUUUGCAGGUGGAGCGAGGGGAAAUCUCUGUUCGCCCGGUGCGCGUUUGUUUCUGUGCAUAAAGACUACCAGAGAAUUAGAGAGAGAGAAUUAAGCUUUCUGUUUCUCUCUCUAGGCGCUCAUCCCAAGAGCUCUCAGAAAAGCUACAUCAUAUCAUUCACAAAAAGGCCCACGCCCUUUAUCCAUAAAGCCCCAUUUCCUUUACUAAGAAAACCCUAAACGACCAUUCCAGGUGCUUUCUCACUCCCUCCGUUACCCGCAACCCUAAGUCCGAAACCAGAAGCUCAAACCAUCUCCAAUGGACGGAAAGGACACAAAUGUAUCGAUGCCCGUCCAGCCAAGUGGGCUCGAGGUGGGCUCGAUGGAGGACGAUCAUGUGGACUCGGACUGGCUCCAGCUGGGGCUCGCACCCAGCACGAGGCUCAAUAACAAUAAUGAUGAGGAGCCCCCCAGCUUUACUCAGGGCGUGCCUGGUUUUGUUGAGGCUAAUGAUGAAAACCAUGACCAAAACUAUGAUACAAUUGAUGGUGUGACCACCCUCAACCUUUUUCAGACUGCACCUGACAGCAAUGGAAAUGAUGGUGGCGAACCCUACGACCCGAACCAAGAGGCUCAUGGGGUCGACCCCAGCAGGCCAUGGCUCCACCCCGGUUGGCUACGACCACGAGCUACUGCGGCUCGGUCGCGCCGGGGCCGACGCGUCGAGCAUAGGCCCGAGGUGGGGGUCUGGUUCUCACUUAUGCCGUCCAAUAAAGGGGGGGGCGAGGAGGAGCUGCCACAGGUGCCUAGGACUUAUAUCAGGGUGAAUGGUGGAAGCUUGACCAUCCAUUUAGUGAAGUUGUAUGUGGUGCAGAAGCUCGGCCUGAGCAGCACGGAAGAAAUCGAUAUUUUCUGUCAAGGACAAAAACUGUCAAAUUUACAUACAGUAAAAUAUGUUCGAGAUAUGAUUUGGGUUCCAAGGUCAAUCCUGUCAAUGAAUGCAACAACCUCAUUCAACUCUGAAUCCAGUUCAACGGAACUAGUGAUGAUACUGCACUAUGAAAAACGUCGCCUUCAAGACUGAUUUGAGUUCUUAAAAUGCCUUCAAAGACAUAAUUCAAGUUCUUGAAAUCAAUAAGAGUAGAUAUACUCAAGUAAUAAAUAUAUGCUUCGAAUGCAGAAUUGAGUAUUUGGAUAAUGGAAAAACGGGAUGCUGGCAAUAUUAUAAAGUGCAUUUGAAUGUUUGUUUUUCUUU
Messenger RNA from Amborella trichopoda, 1944 nucleotides. RefSeq lists its product as uncharacterized. The record is from RefSeq and is a predicted model, not a curated record. Lineage: Eukaryota; Viridiplantae; Streptophyta; Magnoliopsida; Amborellales; Amborellaceae. Gene Ontology annotation, biological process: multicellular organism development.